CGCUCUCAUCAACACUGCAACAAUAAACCAAGAAGUUGAAGCAGUCCUCCACAACAUCCGGGCAUUCCACCGCUCGCGCAGAAUCGGAAUGGCGGAGGUAAGUCGGCGGAGGGCUUUCGGGGAGGAAGAAGACGACUGAAAAAGCUCGUCGAGCCGCGCCGCGUUUACAAACGUUUUCCACUCAAAACGACGGCUAAGGACGCUGCCGGUGGCACCGGGCGGUCAGAAAGGAGCAUAACGCGGCGCCGUGCACACAAAUGAGGAAGUUAUGAAGGGUGUGCUCUUGUGUCCGCGUCGCUUCUCUCCCUCUCUCCCUCUCUCUCUCUCUCCCCUGCUCUCUCCCCGUCUGUGUGGAAGAACCGUUCCUCACUGAGCUCUGUGGAGAAAAAAACCACACAGCAGCACACCGGUGGUGCUGAACUGCGGUGAAGGUGGACGCCGAGAAGACGCCGGGAAGUAAAGUAAACGUGACAAGAGCGUGUCAGCGGCUCUCUGCUUCUCCGCGUCCCCCCCACCGCCACUUUAAAACUAUUUCCUUCUCACACCGGUGGAGAGUGUGUCGACCGUUCAGCACCCAGCGAGCAGGAAAGCGCCCUGCUCAACUCAACUGUUCCGUGAAGAAGUAGCCUUCACUUCACUUUGGCUUGAAGUCUUCCAACUUUCUCCAGAGUUGCAGCUUUUCCGUCGCCGUUUCAGACAAAACCAGACAGAAAACGAGACCAGAAGGAGCUUCCCAGCCUUGCUACUGGGCGGAUGGGCUCCACGGAUCACCACCUAGCACACGUUCUUUGCCUGGGCUAUGCAGUGCCUCUGGAGCUGUCUCCUCAACCAUCCACACCCUUAGAGGAGCAGCAGAAGAUCCGGGGGGCUUGGGAGUUACAGCCAAAGAAGAUGGCUGCACAAACACAACGAACACAUUCAGGUGGAGAAAUACCCCUAGAGGAACUGUUGGCCCUGUAUGGUUAUGACAUGUCCCACCCUGUCCUGCAGCAGAACCGCCAGCCCAGCGAGACAGCAGCCUCACUGCCAGAAACUACAAUAGACAAGAUUGCCAAGGAUCUGUUCUCAGGAGAGGAGGAUGAGGACACUCAGUCCUCUGCUGAUGACCUUAAAACAUUGGUUACUUCCCAUUCUUCUGAUCUUUUGCAAUGCCAUCUUAUAGACCCAGCCCUUCCAAAUGAAGACAAAGACGCAGCAGUCAGCUCCUCAGACGAAGAUUCAGACAGCACUGUUCCAUCCAAUGAUGGACGCAAGGACAUCAUGGUAGGCCCGCAGUACCAAGCCACCAUUCCUUCUCUCGGCUCCUACACGUGCUAUGACAAAGCCUAUGAAAGCAAGGACCAGUUGUUAUGGACACCAGGGGUGAUGUCUACCACGGCUGUGGAGGAGUUCUUAUUGCAUGCACAGAGACGAGCAGGACAGGAAGGGGCUGUGGACACCCUAACCUCAGGAGACUUAGUCAAAGACAAUGAGCAGGCACUAUAUGAGCUGGUGAAAUGUAACUUCAAUGCAGAGGAGGCUCUGAGGAGACUGCGAUUCAAUGUGAAAGUAUUCAGUGAGGAGCUUUGUGCUUGGAGUGAGGAGGAAUGUCGAAACUUUGAGCAUGGAUAUCGUGUUCAUGGGAAAAAUUUCCACCUCAUACAGGCCAACAAGGUACGCACACGCUCAGUAGGAGAGUGUGUGGAGUACUACUACAUGUGGAAGAAGUCAGAGCGUCAUGAGUACUUCACCCAACAGUCCAACAAACUGGGACGCAGAAAGUACCCUCUGCAGUCAGGAAACAUAGAGGAUGGAGAGGCAGAUGGAGAGCACAGUGAAGUGGACAGUUCAAGCCUGCAGAUUCGCCCACCAUCACCAUCUACUGUCCUGCAGGUGGAGCAGUCAGGUGCCGAGUUAGAAAUCAGGGAGAUGGAGCUGCGCGCAGGUCCUCACUCCAGCCUGCAGAGGGAGCUGUUUUAUAGCUCUUUUUCACCUGUCCUGCCUUUACAGGAGCACCAGAGGCCUGUUAUGGACUGUCUCAGCCCAGACAGCUUGGCAGCCUCUCCCUCCAGUCAGCUUUAUACCUCUCUUCAUCACCAUCAGCAGGAACCAGACCUCUACCAGCUACAGCUGGGUUCUCUAGACAAUGUACCUUCUGGCUCUCAGUGCAGAGCCUCCAGGCGACUUCAGACCGACUUCUCUUUACCUUCUACCCCUGUUCCAGCUCCUGCAAUCGCUCCUUCCAUCUCAGUCCAGGACUUUGGGCCUGUGGGGGGCUUCCUUUGCCCUUCCUCUGCUCUGUAUCGUCCGUCCCUCCAGCCACGAUCACUUAUGCAGUAAAGAUCGGCACAGAAUUCAUUCUGGAAGACAUUUCAAA
This is a messenger RNA of Pygocentrus nattereri (red-bellied piranha), 2356 nucleotides long. It is a transcript of the gene mier2, whose product is annotated as mesoderm induction early response 1, family member 2. Gene Ontology annotation, biological process: negative regulation of transcription by RNA polymerase II. Gene Ontology annotation, cellular component: nucleoplasm. The coding region runs from base 754 to 2319 and encodes 521 amino acids. The transcript is spliced from 12 exons. The record is from RefSeq and is a predicted model, not a curated record. NCBI's taxonomy places the organism in Eukaryota, Metazoa, Chordata, Actinopteri, Characiformes, Serrasalmidae. Gene Ontology annotation, molecular function: histone deacetylase binding; transcription corepressor activity.